AUGUCUCAGGCUCAAGAUUGGACGGGCGUCAGAAGUCGUAAAAUACCUAUUGCAUUAGGUAAUUUCAACAAUGACCAUCAUUUGGACAUCAUCGUAACUCAACCUGACAGCAACAAAAUGAAUAUUUUCUUUGGAUUAGGUGAUGGAACGUUUCCAACGAAUCCACAGGCAUCAGUUAUAUCCUCUUCUCCUCCAUACUUCAUUGCAGUUGGCGACUUCAAUAAUGAUAGUUGGCUGGAUUUCGCCAUCGCUAAUUAUGAUCGCCAUAAUAUAGGUAUUUUCCUCAAUUAUGGCAAUGGAACAUUCAAAAACGAAAGCACAUAUUCUACUGGCUCUUCUCGUCCACUUUCACUCUCCAUUCAUGAUUUCAACAAUGACAAAUAUUUAGAUAUUGUUGUCGCUAACGAUGGUACGAAUAAUGUAGGGGUACUACUCGGAUAUGGUAAUGGAUCUUUUUCUGAUCCCCUGAUAUUUUCAACUGGUUUUGAUUCUCUUCCUAAUGCGGUCGUUGUUGCUGAUGUUAAUAGCGACAAUCAACCGGAUAUUGUUGUUGCCAACUCCGGCACAAAUACUAUUGGAGUGUUUCUUGGAUUUAAUGAUGGCACCUUUUCACAUCAAAUAACAUCUCUAACAAGUGGUCGCCCUGUCUCGUUAGCCGUUGGCGACUUCAAUGGUGACACUCGACUAGACGUCGUUGUAGCGAACAAUGACAGUAAUAUACAAAUAUUUCUUGGAAAUGGCAAUGGAACAUUUACCAGUUUAGCUAUCUAUGCAACGGGAUUUCAUUCCUAUCCUAGUUCAAUAGCUGUACGAGAUUUCAACAAAGAUGGUCGACUUGAUAUUAUAGUUGUCAAUAGUGGUACUAAAAAUUUAGGUCUCUUUCUCGGAUACGGCAACGGAAUCUUCGAAAACCAACGAGUAUAUCCUAUAAAUAAUGGAGCUCCACAAAUAGUCGAUGCUGGAGAUUUAAAUAAUGAUACUUGGAUAGAUAUCGUCGUUUCUAUUUAUAGUCCUUAUAAUGUGGGUGUUUUUCUUGGAGUCGCCGUAGCUGAUUUCAACAAUGACACAAAACUGGACAUCGUUGUAACAAAUUCUCGAAGUAAUGAGAUAGCCAUAUUUAUUGGACAAGGUGACGGCAAUUUUGGUUCGAGAAUAGCAUAUUCAACGGGAACAGGUUCUGCACCCCAAUCAGUCGCUGCUGGUGAUUUUAACAGCGACAAUCGACUCGAUAUUGUCGUCGCUAAUAGUGGUACUGACAAUAUAGGAAUUUUUCUUGGAAACAUUGAUGAAGUUUUCUCAGACCAAAUUACAUACCAAACGGGAGAUGGUUCACAACCUUUAUCGGUCGCAGUAAGUGACCUCAAUAACGAUCAACAGCUUGAUAUCAUUGUCGCCAAUUAUGGAACGCACAAUCUAGGCAUUUUUCUUGGAUAUGGUAAUGGGACUUUAUCAGACCAAACAAUAUACUCAACUGAAUGGAAGUCUUCCCCAAGUUCAGUCGCUGUUGGUGACUUUAACAAUGAUAAAUGGCUUGAUAUUGUCGUCACCAAUUAUCAUGCUAACAAUAUAGGUAUUUUUCUUGGAUAUGGCAACGGAACAUUUUCAAAUCAAAUUGUAUAUUCAACAGGUGGGAGUUCAGGACCGUAUUCAGUUGCUGUAAGUGACUUUAACAACGAUAAACGACUUGAUGUCGUUGUCGGUAAUUAUGGGGCUGACAAUUUAGGUAUUUUUUUUGGAUAUGGCGACGGAAAUUUUUCAACUCAAAUUGUGUAUUCAACAGGAAAGGGCUCAGGCCCCAAUUCAGUUGCUGUGGGCGAUUUAAAUAAUGACACUCAAUUGGAUCUUAUAGUAGCCAAUUAUAAUAUGGGAAAUGUAGGUAUAUUGCUUGGAAAUCGCAAUGGAACUUUCUCAAGUCAAACCACAUAUUCAACUGGAUGGGAAUCUUUGCCGAAUGCAGUCGCUCUUGCUGAUUUCAAUAGCGACGAUCGGCUCGAUAUAGUAGUUACACUUGUUUAUUUUUUCUCGAUAGGUAUCUUUUUUGGAUAUUACAAUUCACCUUUCACAGUUCCUAUAAUAUAUACAAGCAAUUCAGUUUCUAUGCCAUUUGCACUAGCUGUUGCAGAUUUUGACAAUGACAAUCUAUUGGAUCUCGUUGCUACAAAUUAUGGUGAUGAUAAUGUAGAUAUUUACCAGAAUUUUGUAAAUGGAACUUUCCAAAGUUCAAAAUUGUAUUCAACGGGUUACACUACUGGUCUGUAUUCGAUCGCUGUAGGUGACUUCAAUAAUGAUAAUCAUGUCGAUGUUGUAGUUGCUAAUUAUGAUAGUGACAAUAUUACUAUCUUUCUCGACUUUGGCAAUCGGAGUUUCGAAAGCGGCUUAUCAUAUACUACAGGGCUUGAUUCUGGUCCUUGUUCACUUGCCAUCGGUAACUUCAACAACGAUAGUCGACCAGAUAUUGUUGAUGCUAAUAAUGCGGAUAACAGUAUAAUUUUAUUUCUUUUUUAUGGCUUUGGAGCCUUUCCAAACGAGAAAAAAGUGCACACAAAUACAUCUUAUAUACCCUCUCGUGGAGUUGCUUUUGGUGAUUUCGAUAAAGAUCAUCGAAUCGAUAUGGUUUUAGCCGAUUUCAAAAAUGACACUAUAACUGUGCUUCUUGGAAAUGACAAUGGAGUUUUCUCGAGUCAAACUAGAUAUUCUACCGGACGUGGGUCUUAUCCAUUCUCAGUUGCCACUGGUGAUUUUAAUAAUGAUACACGACUAGAUAUCGUUGUAGCCAAUGCGCACAAUGACAAUGUAGGAAUAUUUCUCGGAAAAGGUGAUGGUACAUUUUUCGAUCAAGUCACAUACUCAACGGAAUGGAAAUCUGAGCCAACUAUCGUCACCGUUGGUGAUUUUAAUAAUGACAAUCGAUUGGAUAUUGUCUUGACUAACUACCGUGAUUUUAGUAUAGGCGUUCUUCUUGGUAAUGGUGAUGGAACAUUUCCAACACACACAGAAUAUUCAACUGGCGAUUAUUCGUAUCCGUGGGGAAUCGCGGUUGGUGAUUUUAAUAACGACGCUGGACUCGAUGUCGUUACAAGUAAUCAUGAUGGUUAUACUAUCAGUGUUUUUCUUGGGUAUGGAAAUGGUACUUUUACCGAGCAAACCUCAUAUCCAACCGGAGAGAAAUCUGUGCCUAUUGGAAUCGAUGUCGGAGAUUUUAAUAACGACAAUCGAAUGGAUAUUGUUGUAGCCAACUAUGGUAAUGAUAAUGUAGGUAUUUUUUUUGGUAAUGGUGAUGGAAGCUUUUCAAACCAAGUGACAUAUUCAACUGGUAAUGUAUCUGGACCGUAUUGGGUAGCUGUUGGUGAUUUUAACCAAGAUGCUCAACUAGAUGUUGCUGUUGCUCUUUCUCUCUCUGAUAAUGUAGCUAUCUGUUUCGGAGAUGGAAAUGGAACAUUGAGUAGUCCAACAACAUUUGGAACUGGACGAACAUUUUAUCCAUGGUAUUUGACAGUUUAUGAUUUCAAUAAUGAUACCUGGCUUGAUAUAGCCGUAGUCCUUGGACAAGUUGGUGGUAUUAUGGUACUUUUAGGCGAUAAAGAUACAAUGUUUUUAGUACCUAUAAAAUAUUCAACUAACCCGAAUUCUGCUCCACAGACUAUAGUAGUUGGAGAUUUCAAUAAUGAUAAGUAUUUAGAUGUAGGUGUUACAUAUAGUAAGAGUAAUAAUGUAGGUUUCUUUUUUGGAAAUGGUGACGGACGUUUCUCGAAACAAGUAACAUAUUCAACUGGUACUGAUUCUAGACCAUGGUCAAUGGCUGUGGCUGACUUUAACAACGACACUCGACUCGAUGUUGUCGUGACAAAUCGUAAUAGUAAUAAUAUAGGAGUAUUUCUUGGACUGGAAAAUGGGACUUUUAGCGAGAUAAUCACAUAUUCAACCGGUCUACUGUCUGAUCCCAUAUCCGCCGUUAUUCUAGAUUUCGAUCGAGACAACAAACUAGAUAUUGCUGUUGCUAACAAUGGUGGAAACAGUAUCAGCAUAUUUCAAGGAUAUGGUAAUGGAGAAUUUUUGAAUGUAGCAACAUAUUCAACUGGUUAUAAUUCUCAUCCAGUUUCAAUCGUCAUCGGUGAUUUCAAUAACGACGGAUGGAUGGAUAUUGUUGUGGCUACUUUAGGUACAAAAAACUUAAAAAUCCUUUUAAAACUAUGUUAA
Rotaria sp. Silwood2 is the source of this 4197-nucleotide messenger RNA. The record is from the annotation of a GenBank genome assembly. Lineage: Eukaryota; Metazoa; Rotifera; Eurotatoria; Philodinida; Philodinidae.